AUACGAGAAAUAAUUAAAUACUUACUCACUACAGAAUAUUGACUCCUAAUUUUUUUAUGUGAAGUAAAUAGUGCAUGAAACGAAACGUUCUUGGCUAACGGUAAAACGAUUGACAGCUGACAAUUGUCAUCUGUCACGCAAGUUGAACGUUUUCAAACGUAAACAAUUUGAAUUCGAUGAAAGUAAAUAACAUAAAAUGAAAGAAUUACUAAACAAAGUGCCGUGUAGAAAAAACCAACUAAAUACUUUAUUAGAUUUGUUCGGAGAAUAUGACGAACCGCUACCAUAUUCUAUAUUUAUCAGCGGAAGUAUGGCGACCGGAAAAACUUUGUGCCUGACCAAUAUAUUGGAUUAUUUAUGUUAUAAACAGAUAACCAUAGAUUGUAUUGAAUGUUAUUCACCUAAAAUAAUCUUCGAGACGAUACUUGCUGGUCUACAAGACGAAGAUGUUGAAAUAAAAUGUGAGUCAUUGUCUGACCUUACGAAUUGUUUGAACAAGUUUGGUGACGAUAAAAUGACUUAUGAACCUAUCAUUAUCAUCUUCGAUCGAGCUGAAAGACUGAGGACAAUGGAUCAGACAUUAAUGUGUACAUUUUUACGUCUGCGCGAAUUCUGUAAUCUCAAUAUAUGCACUGUUUUUGUAACGCAUUUAGCCUACGACAACUUUUACUUUAAAAUAGGCGCUCUAGAGCCGAUACAGAUAUUCUUUCCUAAUUACACAAGAGAUGAAUUAUUCAAAAUCAUUAUUUCAAAUCAUAAAACAUUCAUAGAUGAAAUGUUAAGGCAACAUAAUAUAGUAGAGGACAUAUUAAUUGAACUUAAUGAGAAACAAUUAUUUGCAAACUUUUUAAAUGCAUUUCUCAGUGUAUUCUACAGACCUUGUCGAGAUUUGAUAGAAUUACAGCACAUGGCACAAAUAAAUUUCAUCAAAUACUGUGAACCAAUAAUAAGAGAAGAAAUCAAAGCUAGUGAUGUAGACAGACUUUGGCGACACAUAACUCCUGUACUAAAAUCAAGCUUAGCACACUUAUAUCUUAGAAUCAGCGAUGGCAAACCUGUUUCACCUAGCAAAGAAAACAAAACUGAGCUACAAAAACUCUACAACUUUGAGAAUUCAUUAAAAGAGGAACUGAUGUCAACAAAAACAUUUGCACAAAGUUUCGAACUCCCUUAUUAUGCCAAAUUUCUUCUAAUAGCUGCAUAUCUCGCUAGUUACAAUCCUCCGAAAGAAGACAAACGCUUAUUUAUGAAGAAUCAUGGGAAACAACGAAAAAGAUUACAACAGGUCAAAGCUAAAGCAAAAAUAACUGAGAAAUUGACUACUCAGCUCGGGCCUAAAGUUUUUACGCUGGAUAGACUGUUAGCAAUAUUCUAUGCUAUUCUAGAAGAAAAGAUAGGUCUAACGAGUAAUUUAUUAGCUCAAAUAGCAACACUUGUAGAAUUAAAAUUGAUUGCGGGAAGUAAGGAGAUAGAUUUAGACACAGCAAAGUACAAAUGCAUUGUUGGAUAUGAUUUUAUUAACGCUGUAGCACAAACUGUUGAUUUUAAUGUUAGCAAAUAUUUAUAUGAUCUUAUAUAAAUUAACAAAGACUUGAAAACUGUGAGAGGAAAAGAUAAGAAAAGGUUAAUCUACAGUUUAGUUGAAAUCAAUAGAAAGCAGGUCGUGCAUUUUAAUAUGU
Papilio machaon (common yellow swallowtail) is the source of this 1679-nucleotide messenger RNA. RefSeq names its product origin recognition complex subunit 5 (gene Orc5). Gene Ontology annotation, cellular component: nucleus; nuclear origin of replication recognition complex. NCBI's taxonomy places the organism in Eukaryota, Metazoa, Arthropoda, Insecta, Lepidoptera, Papilionidae. The record is from RefSeq and is a predicted model, not a curated record. The transcript has a single exon. Bases 197 to 1579 code for a protein of 460 amino acids. Gene Ontology annotation, molecular function: DNA replication origin binding. Gene Ontology annotation, biological process: DNA replication initiation; DNA replication.